This is a messenger RNA of Oppiella nova, 1326 nucleotides long. The record is from the annotation of a GenBank genome assembly. NCBI's taxonomy places the organism in Eukaryota, Metazoa, Arthropoda, Arachnida, Sarcoptiformes, Oppiidae.
AUGAAUCCAAUGAAACCAUUGCUCACGUCCGCUGCGUUACCACUCAUCUCACGACUCAUCCCAAGUGUGUGUCGACUGUCGACAGUCAGUAACAAACGGAUCACUCGUAUGGCGAGUGAUCUGGAAGUGUCUGAAAGCGAACUCCACAGCAAUGGUAACGAAUCGGUGGUUAAGACACGACUCGUGAAUAGGUGGAUCACUCGUAUGGCGAGUGAUCUGGAAGUGUCUGAAAGCGAACUCCACAGCAAUGGCAACGAAUCGGUGGUUAAGACACGACUCGUGAAUAGGAAUCCAAGAAAUUUGGAACAACUUCUGUUCGACAAGAAGCCAUUGGGUUAUGAACUGGAUUUGCCUCAAAGAACCUUCUGGAACAAGAUUGUCUUCGAGAGCGGCGGUAAACACUUGACGGCAAAGAUUGUCCACAAUUCGGGACGGGUUGUCGUCAGCGCCAGUACUCGCGAGACAGCCGUUGGACAGCAGCUCAAGAGUUCGAGUGGUGUGUCUGCGGCCACGAGUUUAGGACAUGUGUUGGCGUUGAGGGCCAUAGAGAGCGGUAUUCUUGAGGUGUUUGUCGGCGUUGAGUACGAGUCCAACGAAUCACUCAAAGUGAAGGCCUUUCUCAGCGCUCUUAAGGCCAAUGGACUGGUAUUAGAGGAACAGCCGAGUACUGAAAGGAGUACUGAAUUGAACACAAAUGAAGUACUGGUGCCCACGAGUGUCGGCGCUUUUGUCGGCAAUUUAGUCACAUUUGGCGACAAAUCUGUGUCCGUAUUCUUAGGCAUACCAUACGCUAAGCCACCGAGUGUCAGAAGGGGUGACCACAACCUCCUGAGCCGUACGAUAGGCACAGCUUUAGGCGAUUACUACAUCUCGUGUCCGUCCCAUCACUUCGCGGACUAUGUGUUGAGAAAUAGCCAUAACUGCAGAGUAUAUCAGUAUUACUGGACAUAUAGAGGAGACCCGAAGUCCAGUGCCUUUUGGCGCACCUUCGAGGAGGUCUGGUGUGGGAAAUGGAUGGGAAGCUGUCAUUCAUUUGAAUUGUACGCCAUUUUCGGCAUACCUUUCCUCCAGUCGAUUGCGUUCAACGAAAUGGACAGAAGAAUGUCUUCAAAGAUCAUUACAAUUGUCUCACAGUUUGCGUACAAUAAUCAACCAUUGGCUGAGAAAACGGCAAACAUUUGGCGAGAAUUCAGUGAAAUGUCCGCCAAUUCUGUGUCCAAAGCCUAUCGUGUCAUCGAUUGUGGCUUAACUCGUGAGCAGAUGUCUGGAGUGGAUCUCAAGACAUAUGAAUGCGAUUCCCUUUGGAAGCCAUUCAUCACUCACUGA